Podarcis lilfordi (Lilford's wall lizard) is the source of this 8134-nucleotide messenger RNA. The record is from the annotation of a GenBank genome assembly. NCBI's taxonomy places the organism in Eukaryota, Metazoa, Chordata, Lepidosauria, Squamata, Lacertidae.
CUUCUGUCACUCCAAGGCAGAGUCAGCAGAGGGAAGCAGAACUUUUUCUCCUCUUCCUGCUCUCAGAGGCCUCUCAAGAUGAACUGUGGAAGUCCUGGGCGAUGGCCCUUCUGUGGCAUGACUUCUGCGGCCAUCCUCCUGGUUCUGUGUCUCCACCUGCAAGGUAUGGUUUGGUGGGGCUCAAGGGCUUAUCAUCAUUCAGACAUCAUCGAUGCAAACCCUCCAGGUGUCCCUAUUUUCCAGGGACAGUCCCGGAAUUAAAGAAGCUGUCCCGGUUUCUGAUUUGAUCAGGGAAUGCCCCGCUUUUCCUUAAAGGUAAAGGGACCCCUGACCAUUAGGUCCAGUCAUGGCCGACUCUGGGGUUGCGGCGCUCAUCUCGCUUUAUUGGCCGAGGGAGCCGGCGUACAGCUUCCAGGUCAUGUGGCCAGCAUGACUAAGCCUCUUCUAGCGAACCAGAGCAGGGCACGGAAACGCUAUUUACCUUCCCACCGGAGUGGCACCUAUUUAUCUACUUGCACUUUGACGUGUUUUAGAACUGCUAGGUUGGCAGGAGCAGGGACCGAGCAACGGGAGCUCACCCUGUUGCGGGGAUUCGAACCCCCGACCUUCUGAUCGGGAAAUCUGUGGUUUAACCCACAGUGCCACCCAUGUCCUUUUCCUUAGGAUGUCCCUAUUUUCAUUGGAGAACUGUUGGAGGGUAUGGAAUAGGACAUCCCCAGGGCUCCCCCCCCCCCCAGCCGGAACUCAGUUCCAGUACCUUUCAGGUGGGCGCCAUUGCCAUUAUGAGAGAACAAGGGAGGCUUUCGUGGUGAGUUCCGGCACCUCUUUUUCUAUAAAAAUAGCACUGGCCGUCCCUAUUUGCAGCAGAGAAAUGCUGGAGGGUAUGUAAAUCCUUAAUAGUCCCUCAGUCUAUCUUCUGAGCACCAGUUUCUGGAAACCGCAGUGGGCUCUUGUGCUCAGGUCCAGCUUGGCGGUUUCCCACUGGCAUCUGGGCGGCCGUUGUGAGAACAGAAUGUUGGAUACGAUGGUCCUGCAGGGUCUUCCUAGGUUCUUAACCUGACUCCUUUGCUAUUUGGGGUGCCCAUGUUUUAGAUCUGCUAAGUUGCCAAGGCAUUUUGGGCGUUGGGGGUGGGGCAGGCAAUGAGCUUUUGGCUCAGCCAAAAGAGGAUUUUCAGGCUGUGUCAAUCCUUGGUUGUCAGGCUCCCCUGUAAGUACAGGAAGCCAGGGAGACUGUCUGCUAUAGUCCCCCUGACAGCAAUAUGUUAUGUGUGUAUAAAAGUGUCAACUGACACCAGGUGAUUAGCAGGAGAGUGGUUCUGCCCAUCUGUCAACUUGGCCCUGGAGAUGCUUGAGACAGAACCCAUAACUUUUUGCAUGCAAGGCAUGCGCUCUACCACUGAGCAACAACCCUUCCCAUGAUGGCUUAGUUGCUUGGCGCAUGGUGCCAGUAACACCAAGGUUGCAGGUUCGAUCCCCAUUUGGGGCAGCUGCAUUUUCCUGCAUUGCAGGGGGUUUGACUAGACUUCCAACUUUACAAUUCUAUGAUUCUAUUAUUCUUUUGGGCUUUAACUGAAGCACAGAAAGCCAGGAAGUGUCUCAGACUGGUGUGCAUGGUUAUUUUGUUCAAGAAAAAUUCUCUUUUUAAAAACAACAACCCAUGCUGAUUUCUUUAAAAGGCUUCACUUAAAAACAACAAUAAACAGCUGUCAGUAGCGUUGGUAGAAAGUCUCCCUCGCCUCCUGUACUUACAAGGAAGCCCCGCUGACAGUGUCAGGUGGUUUUCAGGAAACACAAGCGCCCAGUGAAGCUACAGAGUGUAGACCCCUGGAAAGAGGAUUUGCAGAAUGGUAAAAAAAGGAAUGUUCACAAAUCUCUCCUCCACUUCAGAAGUAAGGUUACCACAACAAAAAGCUCAUAUCGUACCCCGCACACGAGAAUUUGACUCAAUUUCCCCCCUCCCCUUUGAUAAUUUUUGAAUGCAAUUUCUUUUCUCGCUAAUGGAUGGGGAAUGAUAGCAGGGGAAUGUGGAAGGAAAUUUGCAGCACUGCUCCAAUUGCAAAAAACGAGAGCUGGUCCACCCCUAGGGAAUGGCAUGGCACCGUGGCUUAAAGUGGGAGUAAGAAGAAGAAGAUCCAAUAUUCGUUGAUUUAUUUGCCCACUGUUUAUAGAACGUAUACCACCAUUUAAGGGUGGUUUACAAAGUGGUUAACAGCAUAAAAUCAUACGCUAGUAAUCAAACAAACAAGAAUCAGCUUGCACACCUAGAGCAGACAGAAUGAAAUGGGAGAUAAGAUGUAAAUGCAGGUGGAGAGAAGACUAGAAUCUUGAGAGUGGAUGAUGGGAAUGCACUAUUGCCAAUGCAGAUCAUUUCUUCCCUUUUCAUUUUUCCUAGUCUUGUUCUCCCCCCCUUCUCCCAUGUUUGCCUUUAUUGCGAUUAUUGCCAGCACUUGACCUGGAUCAUGUUAACACGAUGCUCUUGGCCUGCCCAUUGCCUGGGGCGAAUGUCCUAUAGGAGAGAUGAGUCCGUCCCUAGUGACGAAAGCCAUGCUUUUGUUUUAUUACUUAUAGAUUAGGAAAAUGUUUUGUGGCUGGGAGCCAGAAUUCCUGGGUAAUGUUCCAAAUGCACUCAGCGCUUGGGAAUGAGAGGCAGUAUCGAGUAUCAAAUUUGUGGGCGUGCCUGGUGCGGUGAUUAGCAGUUGCGACACUGGAGGAUAAGGCGUGAAUUAUUCUAAAUUCAGAUCAAGGCUGGUUUGUGCAGGGGAAAUGCAUCCAACGCAGCUUUUCAGAAGAAAGGACAGGAUAGAUCUAGAUGGUGGCUAAUGGCUUCCAAAACCAGCCAUGGGAGCAUAGUGGAUGCAUAGUUGCUGGAAAUCGCAAGAAUGCUCUUGUGCUUUUAUCCUACUUAUGGGUUUCCCACAGGCACCCGGUUGGCGACUGUGAGAACAGGAUGCUGAAUUAGAUGGGCGAUUGGCCUGAUCCAGCAGACACUUAUUGAGUCAAUUUCCAUAAAUGUAUCCUGCAGAAUGUCUCCAGUCACUGCACUGUAAAGCAGUGCUCCUUGCGCAGGUGCCAAAUUGGCAUUCAACACCUCUACUGUGCUUGCAAGUGUGCUACAAAUGCAGGCUUGCGCUCAUACGAUACAUUUGUAUGUACAGUGGUACCUCAGGUUACAUACGCUUCAGGUUACAUACGCUUCAGGUUACAGACUCCGCUAACCCAGAAAUAGUACCUCGGGUUAAGAACUUUGCUUCAGGAUGAGAACAGAAAUCGUGCUCCGGCAGCGUGGCGGCAGCAGGAGGCCCCAUUAGCUAAAGUGGUGCUUCAGGUUAAGAACAGUUUCAGGUUAAGAACAGACCUCCAGAACGAAUUAAGUUCUUAACUCGAGGUACCACUGUACUAUAUACACUAACGGAGCAAAUGUCUCAGAUAACUCCCACUGCCUCUUCUCACUUUGCAUUAUCCGAGGCUGCGUACACAUUGCCAUUUACUCUGGCUCCGGCGCACUCCCACUGCUGGCUUUUGAAUUUGUAAACACACAUUACCCAAGACGCAGAGAUACCUUGUGGUUUCUCGACAAAUACUGCCAUUUGAUGCAUUCCUCCUCAAACCAGCCUCAGCCCAAAAAAGGAAAACUUAAGGCACAUUUACUUCGCUGUUAAACGUUGGUGUGUACGUUUGAGCCAUUGCACGUGGGCAGACAACAGCUUCAUCAAUAGGGGUAUCUGGGGUUACAGCGGUGGGGAAACCAAAAGGAUGAUAUGCAUUGGAAAAAGACACUCCCAGCCUCUCUCUCUGGUGUGCACAGCACUGUGCGAUUGCAACUUGAAACGGAGCGGGGCCAAAUGAUCUUGCUGCAUUUAAAGCCACUGAUGUGCAUGUCCACAUUUGGACAAAAGGGUAAAAUGUGGGUGAGCAUAGAUCACAAUCAAUCAGCUAUACUCCAACACUCUAGGAAUCCUUCCCACCUACCCGCCCAAUUGCAACUAGGUUCUCAUGAGCUCUUAGGUUACCCCAACUUAGCAAACCCAGAAUGCACCAACUCCCCUUUUGUUCCAAUAAUUUGUUUGCUGCCAGGGGAGACACAGGAGGUGUUAGAGGAGGGAUGAGCAACAUCCCUCCAGAUUAGGGCUCCCCCCCCCAGCUGGAACUCACGCAAACUCAGUUCCAGCACCUCUCAGGUGGGCACCAUUGCCAUGAAAAGAGAACAAGGGAGGCAUUCAUGGAGAGUUCCGGCACCUAGAAAAAAUAGCACGGCUCCAGAUAUUCCUGGAAUACAACUCCCAUCAUCCCAGACCAUCAGCUAUAUACGGUAUGCUGAUUGGGACAGAUGGGAAUUGGGAGCUCAACCAUGUUUGGAGGAGAGGCACAGCUCUGCGAUGAAGGAGCUAGGCGUCCUGAUUCCUCUUUAAUGGAAAGCAUGGUGCCCUUGUUCCAGAGAGAUUUGCUCAUGUCAACAUUCCCACAGAAGGGCCCACCCCACCCCUUUCCCAGUUGCCCCUCCCUGACACACACAGAGCGUGUGAACUGAAAGCAAGCGUCCUCAAUAAGCCUUUGUUUGCUUUGGUUGUUGUGAGCGGCAGUCUGUGUUCUCCACACCCCUAGACUGCCACCCACGGGUUAUGGUACCCAGCCGACUCCUCCCAUCUUAGCAAACUGCUCUCCUGCCUUCCCUCCUUGUGCUUCCAAGAAUCUCGUCAUCCAUCAGAGGCCUCACUCAGCACAAGCUGAAACUGAUUUUAAAGAUCCUCGUGACUUGCCGUGGAAAGAAUGAUUCUCCAAUGUGAGCCUGGUAAUUAAGGUGCUUGACAGCAUUCCUGAGUGCCUUCCUUUCAACUCCAUUAAGAUGUAAAAAAUGAGGGCUGUCAUUCAGUUAAAGCGAUUUUGUGUUGAGUCAAUUUUACUGCAUCCCGAUUGCUGAACUGAGGGGCAGCCUAGACUUCUUUUAAAUUUUAAAAACCAAACGAAAACAGCAGUGCCUGGUGGACCUGAUUGGAUGGAAGGCAGGGAGGUCAACAAUAGGGGGAGCCAGAGCCAAUGACAGGCAAGUCUUGUCCCAGUCUUUCUCCCUUCUGAGUUUACAAGGGCAACACUAACUUAGGAGGAGGAAACUGACAGGUAUGGACCGGUUGUAAGUAAGAAGGCUGUCAAAUGGGAGCUGGCACACAGACAAUGGUGGAGCAAUAUACCCUUUUGCCGUAAUGGACCAGCUACCACUGUAAACAAGUGCACCUUUAAAAAAAGCAAAAGCAAGUAAUCGUUUAACUGACCCAAUUAAAUCUGCAUAAUAUUUGCACACAUGAGUGAAACGAAUUCUGGGAGCUGCUGUUAAGGGUGCUGAGAGUUAUUAGAAAAACCCCUACAGUAUUUCCCUCGCAGAGCUACCAUCUCUAGAGUUCCCACGUGAAGAGAGAUUUAUCGUUAAACCGCUUGGGGAACCUGCGAGGGUAACGGAGCGUCUCAGCUCCCUUAACAAACUACAGCUCCCAGAAUUCUUUGGGGGAAGCCACGACUGCUUAAAGUGGUAUCACAGUGCUUUAAAUGUUUGGUGCGAAGGGAGAUCCUUGGUCCACCUAGCUUCCCAUCGCUGUAUCCUCUAACACAGGGGUGGCCAACUCCCAAGAGACUGCUGCGAUCUACUCACAGAGUUAAAAACUGGCAGUGAUCUACCCCCUUUUUUGGGGUUCAGGUCAAAGUUGUUGACCUUUUUUAUAGGGAAGAGGAAAGCCUUUUUUGGGGGGGGAGUGCAGGGCUUUUUUUAGGGGAGCCAAAGUUGUUUUGCUUCUUUGGGGGGAGCCACUGAUCUACCAGUGAUCCACCACAGACAUCCAGUGAUCUACCAGUAGAUCUCAAUCUACCUGUUGAACAUGCCUGCUCUAACAGACUCCAGGAUUUCAACAGGGGGCUUGCUAUCUGAGUUUGUUCACCAGAAGUUAUUGAAGACUGAGCAGCUGGGCAGGGGCUCCACCACAAAACCACAGAGUGGGUUGGGCCUGGCUCUGCCCCUCUUCUCUCUUGCCAUUGUCUCCGUUCUGUGUCAGUGCCCCCUGAGCCUCCACACCUUUGACUUCACUGGCAGACUAAAGGCAACAGGACAGGUAGUCGUGGCAAGUCCCAGAAUGCCAUGGUACUAUUCCUGUAACCGGCCACUUUGUCUCUUUCUAGGCUCAGCCUCCAGAUGCAUCGAAGGGUCGUCUGCGGAAGACCUGCAGCCCUUGCCUCCUGGGGUCCAGCGGAACUCUCUGCCCAGCGGCCUCAUGCAGCCCGACGUCUCGUCAAUGGGGCGAAGAGAUUGCAUCCCUGAUGGAGGAGACACCCGCAUAGUGGGUGGCAGCCCUGCGACCUUUGGGGGACAGGCAGGGGGGUCUUCUACAACUGGCCCCAGUUCACCAGGGGCAAGCCCCUUCCAAUCUGGCAAGCCAAGCCGGCCUGGGCUGUUGGGGUCUAUAUUUGGAGGGACGCUCCCUCCUCCGUUAUGGGCACCAAAUGUGAAACCUGGCAUGCCAGGUUAUGGGGCUGGCGUUGGGUCAUAUGGCUAUGGCCCUGGAUAUAACAGCCAGGGUUUUCCCCGCCCAGUGUGGAAGAGACCUGGGUUCCCUUACAUACCGACUGCUGAGGAGCGGGGUGGAGGCUACAUCCCAAUACGAAACGAGCCACCUAGGCUAUAUCCAUACGGCGGCGGUGGAGCAGUGGCAGGGGGAUCGACUUACAGCGGCGGGUCCAUAGCAUACGGGCCGAGGGGCACGUAUGACGGCAGCUAUGGGCCCGUCCCUGCAAGUGUGCAGCCAGGCGGACAGCGAGACAGCGGGGAUAAAGAAAACCCUUGCACUCAAAACUGUUAGGGCAAAAGGCUGGUCCACAUCCUGGGAACUUGAGGCAGGGUGGGUGGAAUGUCAGCUCAACUCUUCUGAGAGGAGUAUGUGAUCUUAGGCUGUGUUUCCCCCCAAAAUUUUAGGACCCCUACCCUUAAAAAAAUAAAAUAAAACACAUUCAAAAGACACGGUUAUGAGUCCUCCUAUCCAAGGAGUUUUCAGAACUUUUGCCUAACAAAUAUGCUCCAAACCGCCAUAGAGCUACAAGAGUUUUCUGGAGGAAUCAGAGAUGGAACCCUGACGGUCAUCUAACCCAAGGCAGGAAUCUCAACCAAAGCACCCCUGGCAGAUGGCCGUCCAGCCUCUGCUUAAAAACCUCCAAGGAAGGAGAGUCCAUCUCCUCUCAAGGGAGUCUGUUCCACUGUCAGACAGCUCUUACUGUCAGAAAACUCUUCCUGACGUUUGGUCGGAAUCUCCUUUCUUGUAAACUUGAAUCCAUUGGUUUGGGUCUUACCCUCCAGAGCAGGAGAAAUAAGCUUGCUCCAUCGUCCAUGGGACAGCCGUUCAGAUGAUUUGAAGAUGGCUAUCAUAUCUCCUCUCAGUCUCCUCUUUUCCAGGCUAAACAUGCCCAGCUCCUUCAACUGUUCCUCAUAAGGCUUGGUUCCCAGACCCUUGACCAUCUUGGCUGCCCUCCCAUGGCAAUCCAGUUUCAAAUUUGUAGGUUAGCUGUUUCCCAAUCAAUGCCCCCUUGCUUCUUCCAUUAGGAAACCCUCCCUUCUCAACCCUCCUUGGUAGCCCAGAUCCCAACGCAAAAUCACUUGCUCUCAGCUUGCUGGUGUCACAAGUCUGUCCCAGUCCCCCAUGUCUGAAACAGUGGCCCAGUAGGUUAAAGUAUGUCAUAUGGAAUGACUUGUCCAGUCAGACGCCAAAAUCCUUUGCUCAGGCAAUAGUUGUUAGCUCGUCGCUUGAUUAAGAACCAGUUUACAUGACCCAGUUGGGCAGGCUGUGUCUGUGCCAACGUAAUUGAAGCCGACGGCCAUCUUGGAUCAAGCCUGCAUAGCGUAGUGCAGCCCUGAGGGGAGUUAAACCUGCCUGAGAUGCCAAAAUCAAAGGGGCUGUUUGUAUCAAAAUUGUUUUAUAGUUGCUUGUGAUGUCGGCCUGAUUGUUUUGUGCAUCUCUCUUUUUGAAGCAGAAUGUAUUAAAGAACCUCUGCCACCUCUUGUCACCUGCUUUUGUUAUGUACUAUUAUGUCACUUGGAAGCAAAGCCUUUUUUUUGUAUUCUUGUCGGGCCAAAAUGCUUGUAUUAAAAUCCUAUGUACUGUAA